AUGAAUGAACCGUACCCAUUUUUAGAUGCAGGCUGUGACCGUCAAUUAAUCUGGCAAGUUUCGGCUUUUGAUCUUAACGUUUACGAGGAAAAUCCAAUAGACAAAGUUUACGAAACAACACAAGCAUAUGAAAGUGAACGUGAUUGCAGUUGCAUUUCGAGAUUUAUUAAGCGCAUACGUUCUACGGUUAAAAGUUAUUUCACAUCUCUUUCAUUACGCCAAGUAAUCUUGAACGAUACGUACGCGGCUUUUAAGAAAUUUCAUUUUACUGUUUCAUGCGAUAAGAGUGGAUUUACAAAAAAAGGGAUGAUCAGGACUUUUGAAUUUUUGAAAAUUGUGUUGAGACACGCCACGAAUUUAUUGGCUGGACGAAAACCUAAGCACUUUCCUUUUUUGCGGGAAUGCGCCUGUCGUCGGUUUUCAGAUGGGAUAUAUAUUGUGGCAACUAAACGGGAAUCGUAAACAAGGAGUUCAAAAUUGCAAAAAUGGAUUACAAACAGUAUAAAUUUUAG
This is a messenger RNA of Glossina fuscipes, 512 nucleotides long. RefSeq lists its product as uncharacterized. The transcript has 4 exons. The record is from RefSeq and is a predicted model, not a curated record. Lineage: Eukaryota; Metazoa; Arthropoda; Insecta; Diptera; Glossinidae. The coding region runs from base 1 to 462 and encodes 153 amino acids.